AAACGUUAGGAAGUGCAUUGGCACAGUUGCAGCCUUACCGCACCAUAAAAUUCCCCGUCUCCCUUAUCCUGCGCAUACCACCGCUGCCACUGGAACCGCAAUGGCGGCUGAACCCGAGACACACUUACCGCCGCCGGAACCUCCAAUCACCUCCAUACCGGACACCGCGGCCGAAACGGCGGUGGAGGCCCCGGCAACAUCGGCACGACCGAACGCCGAGAUCGCCGUCCCUCCUCCCAAACGGCAACGCCGUCCGAGCGUCCGUUUGGGGGAGAUCGGAGAUCAACGCGCCACCUCACACGGCCACGACUCCCACACGCGCCGCCAUAGCAUGCCGCCAUGGAGCUGGCGAGUCCCGAAGGAAUCUUCUCGAACCUCCAAGGCUCGGUCCCUAACGAACCUCGCGAACGGCGGCGAGGAAUUCGGGAACAACAACAACCGAAGAGGCAAGGCGAAGCGAGGCUCAACAACGAAGCGGUUGAGGUCGAAUUGGGCUCCAAGAACAAUCGAUGAGAACGGAGACGAAGGGUUUAGGGAUUUAGAUCACGAUCACGAUCAGAGCCCGGUGCACUCGGUUGAAGAGAACGGGGUCGAUUAUUGGCACAUGGAUCGGCAUGAUGAUAAUAGGGUUAGGGUUUCGGAAAACGACGGCGUUGAAUCGGAAUCGAGGGAACGGAGAAAGAACGAGGGAGUGAGAUCUUGGUUGGUUGAGUUGGGGCUGAGUAGGUAUGCACCGAUGUUUGAGAUUCAUGAGGUGGAUGAUGAGUUGCUUCCAAUGUUGACCUUGGAGGAUCUCAAGGAUAUGGGUAUCAAUGCUGUUGGUUCCAGAAGGAAAAUGUACACUGCAAUUCAGAAGCUUCGGAAAGGGUUUCCAUGAAACAUGUAAUGUAUGUAUGUAUGUAUGUGUAAUUUUCUUGAAGUUUCUUUCUUCUGGCUUGAACCUUGAAAUUGUGGAUAGAAAAUGCAUGCAUGUAUAACAGCUUUUUUGUUUGUC
This is a messenger RNA of Gastrolobium bilobum, 994 nucleotides long. RefSeq lists its product as uncharacterized. Lineage: Eukaryota; Viridiplantae; Streptophyta; Magnoliopsida; Fabales; Fabaceae. The transcript has a single exon. The record is from RefSeq and is a predicted model, not a curated record. Gene Ontology annotation, molecular function: protein binding. The coding region runs from base 101 to 877 and encodes 258 amino acids.